Messenger RNA from Salvelinus namaycush (lake trout), 1248 nucleotides. Its product is annotated as short transient receptor potential channel 4-like. NCBI's taxonomy places the organism in Eukaryota, Metazoa, Chordata, Actinopteri, Salmoniformes, Salmonidae. The record is from RefSeq and is a predicted model, not a curated record. Gene Ontology annotation, cellular component: membrane; cation channel complex. Gene Ontology annotation, molecular function: store-operated calcium channel activity; protein binding; inositol 1,4,5 trisphosphate binding. The coding region runs from base 1 to 1248 and encodes 415 amino acids. Gene Ontology annotation, biological process: manganese ion transport; calcium ion transmembrane transport; regulation of cytosolic calcium ion concentration. The transcript has 8 exons.
AUGCUCCUGCAGUCAAAGCGCGCGAAGCUGGAGGCAGCGAAGAGGAUGCUAGCAGCGAUGUCUCGACUGUACUACAGGAGGACAGACAACUCCUCCUACAGGGACCGGAUCGCUCUGAGGAUUGUCAGGGCCGAGUCUGAACUGUCUGGCCUGGAGAAGAACUACCUGGGAGCAGUGGAGAAAGGAGACUACGCCUCAGUCAAACAGGCUCUAGAGGAGGCAGAGAUCUACUUCCGGAUCAACAUUAACUGUAUAGACCCGUUGGGCCGCACAGCUCUGCUGAUCGCUAUUGAGAAUGAGAACCUGGAGAUUAUAGAGCUGCUGCUCAGCUAUAACGUGUACAUCGGUGACGCUCUGCUACACGCCAUCCGUAAAGAGGUGGUGGGGGCCGUGGAAUUGCUGCUCAACCACAAGAAGCCCAGCGGGGAGAAACAGGUUCCUCCCAUCCUAUUGGACAAGCAGUUCUCUAACUUUACUCCUGACAUCACACCCAUCAUCCUGGCAGCUCACACCAACAACUAUGAGAUCAUCAAACUGCUGGUGCAGAAGGGGGUGUCCAUGCCCCAGCCACAUGAGGUGCGCUGCAACUGCAUGGAGUGCGUGUCCAGCUCUGAUGUGGAUAGUCUUCGUCACUCCCGCUCUCGUCUCAACAUCUACAAGGCCUUGGCCAGCCCAUCACUCAUAGCCCUCUCCAGUGAAGACCCUUUCCUCACAGCCUUCCAGCUCUCCUGGGAACUACAGGAACUCAGCAAGGUAGAGAAUGAGUUUAAGUCGGAGUAUGAGGAGCUAUCUCAGCAGUGUAAACAGUUUGCCAAGGACCUGUUGGACCAAACCAGGAGCUCCAGAGAACUAGAGCUGAUCCUGAACUACAGAGACGACAUCAACCCUCUACUGGAUGAGAACACCAAUGACCUGGCCAGACUCAAACUGGCUAUCAAAUACACACAGAAAGAGCACAGCUCUCCUCUAUGGACAGACUCCCAGCCUAUUCACCUGCUGGAGCUGUUGGGGCAGCCCCCUCGGGCUCCCCUGCCCUCCCCUGUCCCUGGGCUUUGUCUUAAGAGAAAUAGCUACGAUGCCUCAGUGAUCUGCUACCCGCCUGCCCUAAUGAAGGAUGUCCCUCCAAGCCAGCGGGGUGACCAGGUCAGCGGCAUGUCGGCAGGAUGGAGGCACAACGCCACCACGCCCCACUUUGAAGUCCUGGCCGUGGUCCGGUCACGCCUGUCCCCUCCGCUCACGGCUCAGUGA